GUGAGAUCGUUCAACAGCUUGCAAUGGCUUCGAUUGUCAAGGAAGGCUCUCUACUCAAGUGUCCAAAAGACGACAAAUCCGGCACAAAGAAAUGGCGAGCUCGCUGGUUUGUGUUGAAACGUAAGGCUACUGAUGCGUGUGUGUUGGAGUACUACAAGAACCAGACGAAGAAAAAGCGGAAAAGAGAACUCGAUUUAUCCGGAGAAAUUCAGCUGGCUGUUGUACCAGACUAUGGACGAAGUUAUGAGUUUGUUUUCUACAUAGUUACUCUCAAAAGAAAGCUCUACUUGGCAGCAUCUUCACAAACUGAUAGAGACGCUUGGGUUGGUGUAUUGGGUCGAAUGCUUAACCAGGAAGUCCAAGUCCAGCUGGCCAGCAUAGCAAAAAAGAAAGAGACGAAAGCAUCCCCUUCUCGUUUACAAAGCAUCUCGAGUCCUUCUAAAGCUGAGGCGAGGUCGAGUGUUUCCGAUUUUGUUCCCGCGGAAAGAGACGACACGCCCCCGCGUCCAAACCCCUACGCUCAACACGUGUCGAAGAAGUCGCCAACCUCGUCGUCCUCUCUUCGCCAGCAGCAGCUUCCACACCAACCUGCAGACUCUCACCUCCAUUUUCCGCGACAAUCAGCUGCCACCUGGUCGGAGAGUCCUGAGCCAGACGCAUCAAAAGGUCAAACGACCACAAUAGAACAUUUGCCUUCGUCUCCUGUUGGAAUUUUUGCUCAGCAGCCACUGAGAGAGCCUGAACACUUGCAGGGGGCUUUACCAGCGCCUGGAGAAGACCGACUGGUGUGAGGAUGCGCAGUCGCUUUGUGAUGGACAAACACGUUACACAAAAUUUUAAUUGUGCAAUCGGCCUUCUUGUUUUAGUUGCAGAUUCUAUGUGCAUUGAAUUGGAGAUUUUGAAUUGGGUAAUACAUCACGUGUAC
Corticium candelabrum is the source of this 925-nucleotide messenger RNA. RefSeq names its product pleckstrin homology domain-containing family A member 7-like. Gene Ontology annotation, molecular function: signaling adaptor activity. Lineage: Eukaryota; Metazoa; Porifera; Homoscleromorpha; Homosclerophorida; Plakinidae. Gene Ontology annotation, cellular component: cytoplasm. Gene Ontology annotation, biological process: signal transduction. The record is from RefSeq and is a predicted model, not a curated record. The coding region runs from base 24 to 791 and encodes 255 amino acids. The transcript is spliced from 6 exons.